This is a messenger RNA of Fulvia fulva, 2148 nucleotides long. RefSeq names its product Transcription factor vrtR1. Bases 1 to 2148 code for a protein of 715 amino acids. The record is from RefSeq and is a predicted model, not a curated record. Gene Ontology annotation, molecular function: zinc ion binding; DNA-binding transcription factor activity, RNA polymerase II-specific; DNA binding. The transcript has a single exon. Gene Ontology annotation, biological process: regulation of DNA-templated transcription; DNA-templated transcription. NCBI's taxonomy places the organism in Eukaryota, Fungi, Ascomycota, Dothideomycetes, Mycosphaerellales, Mycosphaerellaceae.
AUGGACACGCCAAGAUCGUCCUCCCGACAGCAGCCAUCAAGACUCGUCCCAAUUGCCCCAGCGCGCAUACUGUCAGCGUCAAGCCAGCAGACCGGCAGUCAUGCUGUCUCUCUCAUGCCAUUCACCUGCGUUACGUGCGCGAAGAGGAAGGUCAAGUGUGACAAGACGGGUCCACCCUGCACGACUUGGCGGAAAGCCAAACUGGUAAAUGACUGUUAUUACCAAGAACCUGCUGCGAGAAAACGUAAGCGUCAGCCAGAUGAGGACCUUCAGGAUCGCGUCCAGCGCUAUGAGGAGUUGCUGAGGAAGCAUAACCUUCUACCAACGGAAGAUAAAGAGUCGCCCGUCGCCACAGACUUCGACAAGACUGCAGUAGCCGGCGUCUUUGCACCUGGCGGAGGCCCGUUGGCAUCAUCGCUUGCAUGGAAAUCUGGAGGCACUUUGCUCAAGGGCCUCGGGAAGACACGGUACAUUGACAGCAACAUCUGGCGGAAUCUUGGAGAAGACCUCCACCCUUCUUCGGAUGAGGAUGAUGUCGAUGAUCAGCAAGAUUCUACACCACCCAGUGCUGGACCUAUUGAUCCUGUAUCCGCCGCCUUCUUUGGACCGACAACAACAAAGCAGAGUCUCAUUGACUUGCACCCCACCUACGAUGUGGCCAUGAAACUGUGGGACCUGUAUGUGCGCAAUAUUGACCCUAUCAUCAAGCUUGUCCACGUACCAACGACCCUCGCACUUGUUCAACGAGCAGCAGCAAACCCAAGCAGUAUGUCCAAGGUCAAUGAGUGUCUGCUGUUUGCACUAUAUCACUUCGCAAUCGUGUCUACGUCAGAGCACGACUGCGAGGCCCUGUUCGGCCAGACGUGGAUUUCCCUUCGGAGACGGUAUCAUGAUGCAGCCAAACAGGCAUUGGUAGCUGUGCAAUUCCUCCGAACCACUGAGCUUGCAGUAUUACAGGCAUACAUGCUACUCCUGCUCUCUGUCCGCAACCAGUACGAUCCGCACACUUUCUGGAUCCUCACAGGCAUUGCAGUACGCAUAGCACAACGAAUGGGGCUUCAUAGAGAUGGGGAAGAGCUUGGUCUGAACCCUUUCGAUGUACAAAUGCGACGAAGGGUCUUUUGGCAGCUCUUACCACUUGACGGGCUGUCUGGCCACCUUUCGGGCACUGGUAUUGCUAUUGCCGCAGAUACUUGGGACACCAAGCAGCCGCUGAACAUCAAUGACAAGGAUAUAUGGCCUGGUAUGGAAAUUCGUCCCAUCGCCAAGAAAGGUGCAACCGACAUGAUAUUCUGCUUAGCACGUACAGAAAUCGGCAGAUUCCAUCAGAAACUUCGUCCCGCGCUAGGGAAUUGGGCCAAAUUGUGGGAGGCGAAGGAGACGCCUGCAAUUUUCGAAGCUCUGCAAGAGCUGGAAAACACAAUGGAGGAGGAGUAUAUCCGCUACUGUGACAUCUCCAACCCGGUACACUGUCUGACGAUAGCAAUGGCAAGAGCUGCCAUCAACUCUGCUCGCCUGCGAAUCAAGCUGCCCAAAGCACGCGCUGACGAGGCGAGUCUGGAAGAGAAAAAGGAGCUCUGGACUCUUGCUCGUCAAGUACUCCUCUCCAGCAUAGCUGUUCACCAGAACCAAGCAAUGUUACGAUUCCACUGGCACAUGAAGCAGUUCUUCCAGUGGGAUCCACUAAUCUGGAUCAUCAAUGAAGCUCGCAGAGAAGAACCCGCCAUCGAUCGUGCGACGCUCUGGGGAAAGGUGGAAGAAUGCUACAAUUCCCACCCCGAACUCCUCUCCAAUCGACGAUCGAUCGACGUAGCUCUGGGUCGACUGACGCUCCGCUCUUGGGACGAAGCGCGAUCGAGAGAGGCAACGUCAACUCCUGAUCCAGUAUUUAUCACAAAGCUGAAAGAGGUGUUUGGAAAGAGGGAGGCUUCGCGACAGAACACUGAACCACCGAUACAGCAGCAAGCACAGAGUGUUUUCGAUCCGAUGUUGGCAUGGCAGGAUAUACCUAUCGAGAACUGGCUGGACGCUAAUCCCGCUUGGGGAUACGCCAAUGACUCUUUCGUGCAUGGGGUGGAUGGUAAUGUUGACUGGCAGUUCUGGGAUCAGCUGGCACAGCAGCAGCCUGGUGGGUUUGGGCAGGGUUGA